AUGAGAUGGAUGGUGAGUGGGGUGGUGGUGGUGAAACUGAUGAUGAUUGAACAUGGAUACCUGCAAAUACAACCACCUAAAAUAAACAUUGUAAACUUUAUUCCAAAGUUUCCUCUUUUCCUCUUUCUUUUUCAAAAACAGUGUGUGUUUCCUAGUGUAUUUGUGUUUAUGUAUAUGAUGUUUUCAACUUUCAUGGCCCCACCACAUCAAGAAAUCCAAUACCCAGCUACUAAGUUGUUCUUGUUGAUAUCAUCAAAGGGCUUUGAUUUCAGGCUGUUAAUUUUCUGA
This is a messenger RNA of Lactuca virosa, 288 nucleotides long. The record is from the annotation of a GenBank genome assembly. Lineage: Eukaryota; Viridiplantae; Streptophyta; Magnoliopsida; Asterales; Asteraceae.